Clavispora lusitaniae ATCC 42720 is the source of this 1713-nucleotide messenger RNA. RefSeq names its product serine/threonine protein kinase (gene CDC7). NCBI's taxonomy places the organism in Eukaryota, Fungi, Ascomycota, Pichiomycetes, Serinales, Metschnikowiaceae. Gene Ontology annotation, cellular component: nucleus. The record is from RefSeq and is a predicted model, not a curated record. Gene Ontology annotation, biological process: protein phosphorylation; mitotic DNA damage checkpoint signaling. Gene Ontology annotation, molecular function: protein serine/threonine kinase activity; ATP binding.
AUGGACGGCUUUGUCACGUCUUUUAAAAAGUUGCGAGAGCGGGUUUCACCGGCAAAAUCAACUGACCCGGCCACACUGUACUCGGUUGCCGACGAAAAAGUGGUUUUGCGGGACGAAGACUUUUGUCGCAAACGCCCUAGCUCCACCGAUGAUCCCUUUACAGACAAGAGCCUGAAAGUAUCGAAAACAAGUAAGGAAGACUCUUCUGCGUUUGUUUCAACCCUCAACCGAACAGAGUCGACUGGCGAUUUUAUCAAAGAUCUGAACUUGCGGUCCGCCAUUUUGAAGGAGAAACUGCCCGUUUCAGAACCUACUGACCAAGCGCUUGCGAGCGGUAAAGCAGAGUCAAAAGACGUGGUAGAGGCAGAUCCUGAGGAGGACGAAGUUACACUAGAAGUUCUUGAAGAAAUGCACAAACUUGAACUGUGCUUUCCCAUAUUAGCAGAAAGAUAUCGCCUAUUAGAUAAAAUAGGCGAGGGGACCUUUUCCACCGUCUAUAAAGCCGAAGCCAUAAAUGGAGCUGUGAUGUUGGGCUCCCAAGUGUGGAAAUCGCCCCCUUUGCAAAAAAGUGUUGCCAAAAAACAGAGGAAAACAAAGAAGAAUCCCCUUGUGGCGUUGAAGCAGAUCUACGUGACAUCUUCACCCAAUAGAAUAUACAAUGAGCUAAAUCUCCUCUACAUGCUUAGUGGCAACUCUCAUGUGGCACCUUUGCUUGACAUUUUGAGGUAUAAUGAUCAGGUACUUGCCAUUUUACCUUACUACCAGCAUGCGGAUUUCCGUGACUUCUAUCGUGAUCUCCCCAUUAAGGGAAUGAAAAAAUACUUAUGGGAGCUCUUUCAUGGUCUCGAAUUCGUGCACAGUAAAGGUAUCAUUCACCGCGAUUUGAAACCCACUAACUUCUUAUACGACCCUUUUAAGGGGAAAGGUGUUUUGGUUGAUUUUGGAUUGGCAGAGAAGAUGCCUCUGAUGGUCUCCUAUAGCAACAAGUCAUCCAAUGCUUGCCCUUGUUUAUCAAAGGAAAAAAAUACGGCCAACCGAGUACACUCUAAGCGCCUCAACAUCAAAGCAGCAUAUCCCAAAGUAGACCAGAGACCACCAAGACGUGCAAACAGAGCUGGUACGCGAGGAUUCAGAGCGCCCGAAGUAUUAUUCAAAUGCACAAAUCAAUCAACUAAGAUUGAUAUAUGGUCGGCUGGUGUGAUUGCAUUAUCACUCUUAUCGCGGAAAUUCCCAUUGUUCAAUUCACCCGAUGAUAUCGAUGCAUUGAUCGAGAUUAUUUUGAUUUUCGGGGUGGAAAAGCUUCAGAAAUGCGCAGAGUUACAUGGGUGUGGGCUUGAGGUAACCAUUCCGGCUGUUCAGGCGUCCAAUUAUAAUGGGAAUUUAAUCAAGUUCAUUACGGUGCUUUUGAGUUAUGAGGAGGAGAAUGAGUGCUUGCCACCAGAUAGCGUUAUUCAUGAUACCCUAAAAUACCUCGACAAGAAUAAUUAUUCUCUUUUGAAGCCAACAUUCAACAGCAGUGAAGAAAUGACAACAGCAGAUUAUAACAAGUUCAAGGAAGAUUUGGAAGGGUACAACGACCUUAAGCAUUUACUUCAACUCUUGUACGGGUGCUUUAGUAUGGAUCCAUCCAAGCGACUUUCAGCGUCGCUACUUUUAAAGUCUCCGUUUUUCAGCGAAUUGGACACACACAAGGAUGACGAAAUAUUACUAUAG